Lathyrus oleraceus (garden pea) is the source of this 3290-nucleotide messenger RNA. Its product is annotated as protein TRANSPARENT TESTA 9. Gene Ontology annotation, cellular component: Golgi apparatus; late endosome. The transcript is spliced from 21 exons. Gene Ontology annotation, biological process: endosomal transport; vacuolar transport; regulation of autophagosome maturation. Lineage: Eukaryota; Viridiplantae; Streptophyta; Magnoliopsida; Fabales; Fabaceae. The record is from RefSeq and is a predicted model, not a curated record. Bases 419 to 3001 code for a protein of 860 amino acids.
GCAUUGGGUCGUGGAAGGAUGAUCCCAUAAUCCCAUUUCGCAUCGAAAAGGCAUUUUCUUCCUUGUUGCUGUUAAUCAACUACUCGUAUACUCAUCCUAUACUCAACAACAACGCGAAGAUUCAUUCAUGUAACACAUGUUCCAUUGCGUCAUACUUCAAUUUCCCUUCAAAUUCUUUAUAUUUUCCUAUCAUCUGACUCAUCAUCAUCAAUUUCAACUUCAACCUCUCUCGUUAAUUAAUUAAUCCAAAUCCAACUGUUCUCGAUUGUUUCAAUAACACACACUCUCUCUCUCUCAUCGUGAUCUUUCGAAAACCCUACUCUCUCUCUGAAGCUGCUCGUGUGUGGAUCGAGCAGUUUCAAUUUCGAUUCAUGAUGAAUUAUACUGUCCUCAAUUUCGCCUCUUGAUUCUCAUAACCAUGUGGUUUUCCUUCUGGAGAUCCAAAGAUCGUUUUUCCUUGGAUCAACUUAGGUACCUAGCUGAUCAGUUAACAAAAGUUCAUAUAGUUAAUGAGGUUAAUAAGGAUUUUGUUAUUGAGGCUCUGAGAUCAAUUGCGGAGUUGAUAACAUAUGGUGACCAACACGACCCAAGCUUUUUUGAAUUUUUCAUGGAAAAUCAAGUUGUGGGAGAUUUUGUACGUGUUCUAAAACUUAGCAGGACUAUUAGUAUUCCACUUCAGUUGCUACAAACUGUUAGCAUUAUGAUCCAAAACCUUCAAAGUGAACAUGCUAUAUACUAUAUGCUUAGUAAUGAACAUAUGAACUUCCUAAUUACAUACUCAUUUGAUUUCCGCAAUGAAGAGCUGUUGUCAUACUACAUAUCUUUUUUGAGAGCGAUAGGUGGGAAAUUAAACAAGAAUACUAUUUCUUUGCUUGUGAAGACCCGCAACGAUGAAGUAGUUUCAUUUCCACUAUAUGUUGAGGCAAUACGCUUUGCCUUUCAUGAGGAGAACAUGAUUCGUGCUGCUGUACGUGCUGUGACCCUUAAUGUUUACCAUGUUGGAGAUCACUCUGUUAAUAGAUAUAUAACUAGCGCACCUCACACAGAUUACUUCUCAAAUCUGGUUUCUUUUUUUAAGAAGCAGUGUCUGGAUUUAAACAAACUGAUCUCUGAUACGCUGAAAAAUCCAGUCCCAGAUUCAAAGGCUACCAUUACGGCUGCUGUAGAUGAAAUUGAGGAUAACCUAUAUUACUUUAGUGAUGUGAUCUCUGCGGGAAUUCCUGAUGUUGAAAGGUUAAUAACAGACAGCAUUUUGACGCAUCUGAUUUUUCCAGUACUUCUUCCUUCCCUAAGGAUAGUGGCUGCUAAUGGUAUACAAAGCGAUGUUGUCACUUCUCUCUACUUACUUUGUUGCAUCUUGAGGAUAGUCAAGAUCAAAGAUUUGGCAAAUACAAUAGUUGCUGCACUUUAUUAUCCCUUAGAGUCCCUUACAAAAUGUUUUGGGGGUCAAGACAAUGGAAUGAUACCUGAUCAUGGUUUUACUUCUGAAGGCGAUGGGAUAGCUAAUGAUAGUCUCGCCAAGGAUAAUAAGAAAGGCUUGGUAGUCAAUGUUCCAUGCUCACCUAGUUCUUCAGGUUUUCAUCCACAGAGUAUCACCAUGCUAAAUAAUGGUAGCAGUUCAAAUGUGGCUUUGAGGGAAGUUUUGCUUGAAUAUGUAACUGACGGGGCUGAUUUACAAGUUUUUGGUUCCUUGAGUGUGCUUGCCACUCUGCUGCAAACUAAAGAACUUGACGAGUCAAUGCUAGAUGGGCUUGGAAUUCUUCCACAACGCAAACAGCAAAAAAAACUCUUAUUGCAAGCUUUGGUUGGUGAGGCUUCAGAGGAAGAACAACUUUUUUCUUCUGAAACUAGUUUGACAAGAGAUGGCAUUGCAUGUGAGCUUGAUGUUUAUCUUGAAAAGAUCAAGGAGCAAUAUGGGGUAUCUUUUCAGCUUCCAAAUGUGAUACCAAGCCCUCGUGUACCUAGAUUUCAGGUGCUAGAUGCAUUAGUGAGCCUCUUUUGCCGUUCUAAUAUAUCUGCAGAGACACUAUGGGAUGGCGGCUGGCUUUUACGCCAGUUGUUUCCUUACAGUGAGUCAGAAUUCAACAACAACCACCUCAAAUUGCUGAAAAUUUCAUACGAGAAUUCUGCCUGUGCUCUUGAAAAGGAAGUUAAAGGUUUCUGGCCUGACCUUCUUAUUACCGUUCUUUGUGAUGAGUGGAGAAAGUGCAAAAGAGCAAUGGAUUCCUCAUCCCCUCCCAAAGAACCGAAGUGUAUGCUUUUUCCGCCUAGGAUGUUCUUUUCAGAAGAAGAUAUACCUGAGGGAUCAUCAUUUACUGCUGGAGAAAGAAUGCACGAGUUGGUGAAGGUAUUUGUACUUCUGCACCAACUUCAGAUAUUCACUCACGGUAGAACUUUGCCUGAGCAACCUCUUAUUUAUCGUCCUUAUGAUCAUCGUAUGGAUUCUCGAGCCCAGAGUUCUGGGCUUGUGUCAGUCCCAAAGCCAGGCACCGAAAUGAACCUUGUUAAUGCCGUGCCUUGUAGAAUUGCUUUCGAGAGGGGCAAAGAGCGCCAUUUUUGUUUUCUAGCAAUCUCUGUAGGAACAUCUGGUUGGCUUGUGCUUGCAGAAGAAUUGCCUCUGAAGAAGCCCUAUGGAAUUGUUCGGGUUGCUGCACCUUUGUCUGGGUGCAAUCCCAGGAUUGAUGAUAAGCAUUCAAAAUGGUUACACCUGCGGAUCCGGCCUUCUGCUUUACCUUUUCUGGAUCCUGUCAAGUACAGUCCACAAGGGAAGUUAAAGACAAAAGCUUUUGUUGAUGGAAGAUGGAUAUUGGCGUUCAGGGACGAGGAGUCUUGCAAAACUGCUUUUCUCAUGAUUCUUGAAGAGAUUAAUUAUCUAUGCGACGAGGUUCAUAGAAGAAUAAAACCUUUGCUGAAGCUUGAAACCGUGCUAGACAUAUCAAGUUCGUCUGCUCCUGUUUCAGAGGAUUCCUCUUCACAUACAACACCUCCCCAUUCAUUGUAAGUUUUUGACUUAAUUUAUAAUAAUAGGAUGUUUACUCCAGGGGUGCGAAAUUAUUAAGUCUGUCACCCUUUUGUAUAUGCUCCCAAAAUACAUACCAGAUUUGUAGAUUAGAAAUUGUGGCUUAGUGUCAUUCUUUUUGUAUACUAGUCUUUCUUUUCUUGAUUUGUAAAUUUACCCUUUUGUCCCAUUCUUUAGGAGCUCUAACUUAGGCCCCAUAUUUUUUCUUUUAUAUUAUACAUUUGUAAUCUCUGUAUCAAAUGUAAAUUUGAGGGAACUCCUUGUUCAGACA